AUGAAGCUCCACUUUGGUGAGGUUUUGACUGUCGUAAUUUCCUCUCCAGAAGCAGCCAAAGAGGUUUUGCAUACUCAUGAGCUUGUUUUUGCACAAAGACCCCUCACACUUGGCCUUGAAGCAAUGUCGUUUGACCACCCGGGUGGUCUUGUCUCCUCUCCUUAUGGGGAGUACUGGCGCCAAAUGAGAAAAAUUUGUGUCGUUGAGCUGCUAAGUCCCAAGCGCGUGAUGUCCUUUCGAUCGGUCAGAGAAGAACAAGUUUGGAGCCUCAUUGAAUCCAUUUUUAUGUCCCGAAAAUCUAAUUCAUCGCUUAUCGCGAUUAACUUCAGUGAGAUGAUCAUUUCCAUGACAAUCGCGACGAUUUCGACGGUGGUCUAUGGGAAGAAGUGUAAGGGCCAUGAUGAGUACGUAUCAUCACUCAAAGAGUUGCUGACUUUCAGCACCGGAUUUACUCUUGCUGAUUGCUUUCCUUCCGUUAAACUCCUUGCUCAUGUGACUGGUAUAAAGGCUGCACUAAAGAGAAUACGGCAGAAGAUUUCCAAGAUUCUUGAUGCUAUCGUUGACGAGCAUAAGGAGAAGAUCAAGCACACGAGAGUGACGACGGAUGAAACGUCGGAGGAAGAUGAUUUACUUGAUGUGCUUUUGAGACUCCAACAAUCAAGUGAGCUCAAAUUUGGACUCACAACUAAUCAUAUAAAAACUGUGAUCAUGGAUAUUGUAGGUGCAGGAGGUGAAACUACAGCAACUGCCUUAGAAUGGGCAAUGUCAGAAGUAAUAAGGAAUCCAAGAGUAUUGGAAAAGGCACAAGCGGAAGUACGGAAUGCACUAGAAGGAAAAGUGAAAAUCAAGGAAGUUGACGUUCAGAAAUUGCAUUAUUUGGAAUGUGUCAUCAAAGAAACGCUACGAUUGCACCCUCCCGCGCCCUUGUUAGGCAGAGAAUCAAGGGAAAGAUGCCAAAUUCUAGGAUUUGACAUUCCUUACAAAACAAAGAUUGUCAUCAAUGCUUGGGCACUGGGAAGAGAUCCAGGGAUUUGGGACAAUGCAGACUGCUUUGAGCCGGAGAGAUUCUUGGAUUCGUCGGUCGAUCUAAAAGGGACCGACUUUGAGUUUGUUCCUUUCGGGGCUGGAAGGAGAAUGUGUCCUGGCAUACCGUUUUCUUUUCCAAACAUGGAACUAGUGCUUGCUCAGUUGCUGUAUCACUUUGACUGGCAACUCCCAAAUGGUGGCAAAAUGGAAGAACUAGACAUGUCUGAGGAGUAUAAAGUAAGUUGUAGGAGGAGGAAUGAUUUGUACUUAGUUGCCACUCCUGUUAUGCCUUUUAUCAAUUGA
Molecule: messenger RNA, 1329 nt
Organism: Morus notabilis
Lineage: Eukaryota; Viridiplantae; Streptophyta; Magnoliopsida; Rosales; Moraceae
Product: cytochrome P450 71D10
Exons: 2
Coding region: 1-1329 (442 amino acids)
Molecular function (GO): heme binding; oxidoreductase activity, acting on paired donors, with incorporation or reduction of molecular oxygen; iron ion binding
Source: RefSeq, a predicted model, not a curated record